AAAUACUCUUAUAGUGGUGUCAAAGAUCUCAGAUGCAAAGAAUCUUUUUCCUUCUUCCAUAAUUAUCUGCUGUUUUCAUCAUAAUCCGUUAAUUCAAUAAUUCACUCGAGUUGCGGAAGAGAAGUCCUCUUGAGCCAACUAUUGCUGUCAUUUUUACUUCCGCCACAUCAUUUCAAUAUGGCCUUAACCGAUCAGAGGAAGCAUAUUGUGAUAGUUGGAGCUGGCGCUGCAGGAAUGGCGUGUGCUAGCACGCUUGCUCAGCAUCCAGAAAAAUUUAAAGUCACCAUGAUUGAACGGAUGGGUGUAACAGGAGGUCAAGCAACAUCCAUAUCCCUAGACAAAGAUAAAUUUGGCACUGACUGGAUGAAUAACGGUGUUCAAGGCGGCUCACCUAUUUUCAAACAUACCUGCGAGUUUUUCAAGCGAUAUGGUCAUGAAGCUCAAGGUAUCAAACUCCAAGUUGCAUUCGGAAAAGGCAAAGAUGGAUUCUGGACCAACUGUUUUCCGAGUCACCUUGUCGAACGCUUCUCAAGCGAUAUCAAGAAAUUUGGAAAAGUGUUGAAGAUUAUCAAGUGGACUAUGCCUGUAAUAGGUGUGAUUCCUAUUCGAAUCAUGCUCAAGAUGUUCUUUUUCAGCAAAGAUUUUGGUGAUAAGAUGGUUUAUCCUCUCAUCGCUCUGUUCCUCGGUACGGGCAACCAAACUGCAAAUGUAUCAUGCGCCAUAUUGGAGCGUUUAUUUGAUGAUAAGAAUAUGAAACUUUGGGACUAUGAUCCAGACACACUUUUACCAAAUUUACCUCAAAUGUUGACAUUCCCUAAUCUUCAUAAUUUCUACGAAGAUUGGAGGAAAGAUCUCGAAUCGAAAGGUGUUGACAUUCGCCUUAAAACUGAUGUUACGGAAAUUAUUCAACGGGAUGCAAAGGGUGUUGUGAUGAGCACGCGGCCUUUUGAUCCGGAUGCAAAUGAUAGAAAGGGAGAGCACACGGGACCAAUCUCAAAAACGGAAACUUUUGGUGAAUUGGUUAUGUGUGUAUUAGCUGAUGAUGCACUUAAAAUACUUGGUAGAACCGCCACUUUAAAGGAGAAAUUCGUGCUUGGAGGUGCCAGAUAAGUUGUAUUCAUCUCAUUUCCAUCAUGAAGCUCAUGAACUAAUCAUCUUGAUAAGAUUCUACGACGACGUAACAAUAACCCAGUAAGUCACUUCCUAACCUCGUUCCCUCACUCAACUCACAUCCUACCACCAAUGGCAUCCGCUAAAAACCUACCAGCUCCGACCAUGAAUACUUCCGCAAACACUACGAAACCGAAUUUGACCCCUCUCUCUGCGCCGAACCAAAAUCCCGCGCCCAAAAAGACCAAAUCGCAUUUUCAAAAGGCGAACAACGCGGUGUCGAUAAUGAACCAAGUGGUUACCGACCCAUGUAUUACACAAAAUCAUACGCGCACGACCCUACCAAAAUCGAAAUGUCUUUCGAGUACGUUUCAAAUUCCCCUUUCUAUCUCCUUCCCUCCCUCCCAUCCCACCCCCUACCCGGUAAACCCCAACUAACUCCCCCUCCUCCAGCUGCACAAACUACCAACACCAAUUCCGACGCGACCACGCCUCCGAAAUCGCACCCAUGCCCUACGAACAACACGUCUUCCAAUCCAUCUUCCUCGACGCCUCUAACCGCGACGCCUGGACCAUCGACGAGAUAUCCCCUGAUAAAAUCAUCGAGAAGAAAUGGUGGCAUCAGCUUGGACAUCGCUGGCAACAUUAUGCGCGCGUCGUGCCGGGUAUGAUGUGGAUUAAUGGGAAGAAUCGUACUUGGUUUGCUGGGAGUUGGACUUUGGUUGUAUGUUUUUUCUUCUCUCUUCUUUUUCUCCCUUUCUUUUCCUAUACAUAAUCCUCACUUCGCAACCUCUGUUUCUCAACAACCUCUGUAAAAGAAAAAGAAUUUCGAACUCUGGUUCCGAGAAAGAAAUAGGAUGGAAUAUUUGUAGUACAAUACUAAUAAUACAUCAACAACCAACAGAAUAUGCAUGAACUAGCUCUCGUAUCAGGCAUAGCAGCCGCCUAUAGGCUAGGAGCCGAAUACGUGAAAUUUGAUGAUUUUGCCGAGGAAUUUUUUGGUAAUUACAUGCUUGUAACGCAUGGGUUUAGGUACAAGGCGGAGGAAAAGAGGAGGAAGCAGAAGAGUCAGUAGGAGAUAUGUGUUGGGAUUUGUAUAAUUAAUCAUGUCCGGAGUCCGGAGAUGGAAUGUUGUGUAUUUAUUACUUGCGCUACCUGUAAAUUUCUUCCGCGGAGCGCUGUUUAAUACAUUUUCUGAUAGUUUAUUCUAGCCAUAUGUUUUAGGAUGCUUCUCGCUUGGCUUCUAUUUAACUUCUCCUUUGGCCUUCAAGUGUUUCUAGUUCAUAAUGGCUCGGCCAUCUCCAGCCAAACAUUUUGAUAAGCUAUCUCCAACUUUCGUCAUCAACCUAAACAACAGAUUGACCUUCCCCAAACCACAUUCAAUAGGUAGGUAUCAGACCCCUCU
This is a messenger RNA of Sclerotinia trifoliorum, 2515 nucleotides long. Lineage: Eukaryota; Fungi; Ascomycota; Leotiomycetes; Helotiales; Sclerotiniaceae. The record is from the annotation of a GenBank genome assembly.